Myxocyprinus asiaticus (Chinese sucker) is the source of this 1330-nucleotide messenger RNA. RefSeq names its product metabolism of cobalamin associated Da (gene mmadhca). Gene Ontology annotation, cellular component: mitochondrion. Gene Ontology annotation, biological process: cobalamin metabolic process. Lineage: Eukaryota; Metazoa; Chordata; Actinopteri; Cypriniformes; Catostomidae. The transcript has 8 exons. Bases 130 to 1035 code for a protein of 301 amino acids. The record is from RefSeq and is a predicted model, not a curated record.
UUCCGUCGUUUGUCCCUUGCGUCGCGCUGUCAUGACGUCACGAGUCACGUUUCUGAAUGUGCGGACGUGAUCAGCAGAAUCUGGUGAAGACAAACAGGCAUAAAGUGAAGUGGACCUGUCUGCACCGUUAUGGCGAGUGUGCUCUGCAGGAGGGCCAGACAGGUGUGCCAGUCAUCUGUGGUUCACGCAGUGACUCAGAGAAUGGCGACAGUGAGAGGAUUUUCAGCAGCUGGAUCAUCUGGUUCAGAUGAGCCAUAUAUAGCUUUACCAUCUCAAGACUCAGGUCCCAGAACAGUAUGGCCAGAUGAAAUGAUGGGUCCUUUUGGGCCUCAAGACCAACGCUUCCAGUUGCCAGGCAACGUGGGCUUCGACUGUCACCUUAAGGGCACAGGGUUACAGAAGAGAGGGCCAGUACAUCGGACCGUCCCGGAUGUUCUGUCUGCCCCAUCCAGCACAGAGAGGCACGAGUUUAUACUCGCACAGUUUGUUAAUGAAUAUCAGGGUAAAGAAGUUUCUCUCAUGGCACAACGAGUCAGCAAAGCAGAACACUAUUUUAAUCACUCAAAUGUUGUAUGUUCCAUGCAUUCCUGCCCAGAGUUGCUAAAGAAAGAGUUGGAACUAUUUUUUCCUGUACUUCCUCCAAGUCCCAUUACGGUUGUCACGGUAACACAGAGAAAUGAAACAGUGGACACAGAGGAACUGGAAAGAGAUCACAAACAACUGCUAGAUAAUUUUGUCAGUGGUGCUAAAGAAAUCUGCUUCACACUGUGGAGAGGAGGCUACUGGGCAGAUUUCAUCAACCCGUUAUCGGGGAAAGCUUUUUUUGGAGACCAGACACAGGAUUAUAUUUUGCAUGAAGACGUUCGCCGUCAUGCUGGCUUUCACAUUGAGGACCUGGCAUCCUGUACCGUCAUACGUCAUGUCUUAAAGGGGACACCAUCAUUUGUGUUAACGCUGAUCACUAACGCACCUUCCAACAGUCUGAUUAUGGAGAAACUUCAAGGGCACUCCACUGCUUCACAGGAAGGGGACUGACAGACCCUUUUUAAACUUGAACAGUAUCCCAAACUGUUUCUUAACAUUUAAUUUCAAGAGAUUUUAAUGAAAACUUGCCAGUUUUGACGUUACAAAAUGCACACAACAAAAAUGCAAUUUAUUUAUAAAAUAUGAACACUUAAAACAUGCAGUAUUGUCUAACCAACACACCGUAAAACCAACCAGAUGAAACCACAUGGUGCUUAACAAAACUAUCAGCCUUUAUCUUCACGCCGUUGACUUGAGAGAGCGUAUUGUUGGUAAAAUGUCGUCUAGAUUCUGGACAUCUGAAAAA